GCCUGGUGCCUCGGCACCCGCACUUCAGCCUGGCCUGAUGACCCAGUGCCCGCUGUCGAGCCAGACGAUCCGAUGCCUGGUGACCCGAUGCCCGCUGUCGAGCCAGACGAUCCAGCGCCAGAUGACCCGGUGCCCGCUGUCGUGCCAAUUGACUCAGAGCCCACUGUUGUGCCUGGUGACUCGGUGCCCACUGCCUUGCCAGAUGACGCGGUGCCCGCUGUCGAGCCAAAUGACCUGAUGACGUGGUGCCCGCUGGCGAGCCAAAUGACCUGAUGCCUGGUGACCCAAUGCCCGCUGUCAUGCCUGGUGACCCGAUGCCCGCUGUCGAGCCAGACGAUCCAACGCCAGAUGACCCGGUGCCCGCUGUCGAUCCAGACGAUCCGGUACCUGAUGACCCGGUGCCCGCUGUCGUGCCAAUUGACUCAGAGCCCACUGUCGUGCCUGAUGACGCGGUGCCCGCUGUCGAGCCAAAUGACCUGAUACCUGGUGACCCGAUGCCCGCUGUCGAGCCAGACGAUCCAAUGUCUGACCCAGUGCCCGUGGUCAUGCCAGUUGACUCGGAACCCACUGUCGUGCCUGGUGACUCGGUG
Staurois parvus is the source of this 590-nucleotide messenger RNA. Lineage: Eukaryota; Metazoa; Chordata; Amphibia; Anura; Ranidae. The record is from the annotation of a GenBank genome assembly.